AUGUCCUUUGAUAGAACCGAAGUCUAUGCGGCGCCGGUUCUUGCCGGUGAAGAAGUGGGUGAGAACGAAAAUUCGGAAAUCGUCAAGUCGUUCCACAAUUUCAUAUUGGAAUUCCGACUCGACGCACAUUUCGUUUACAGAGAACAAUUGCGCAGUAAUCUGCUGGUCAGAAAUUACUCCGUCACAGUCGACUCCGCGCAUUUGAUUGCGUACAACGAAGAAUUAUUCAAAAAACUGUGUGACGAACCCACAGACGUCCUGCCCUUAUUCGAACAGGCGGUGACACAAGUGGCACGACGCAUUGCGCUUCUGGCGUACGAUUCACGUGCGACAGGUCAACAGAACGCGACGUCUGCCACUGGAGGUUCUGAUACCAACGCCGAGGCCGAAAAUUGGUUCGGUGAACUGAACAAAUCCUUAAGUGCAGGGCCCGGCACCGAUGUGCCCGUUUGUCAAGUAAUUUUGACCUCUACGGCGUCUGAGACGCCACUUCGAAGCUUGGGAUCUGAAAACGUGUCCAAAAUAGUAAGAGUGAGCGGUAUUAUCGUGUCGGCGUCUGUGCUUUCCUCGAGAGCCACGUACUUGACUCUAAUGUGCCGAAACUGUCGCCACAUUACGACCAUGCGUCUUAACAAUUUUGGCACUUUGAGUGGUUCAAACGUUUCGCUACCAAGAACGUGUUUGGCUGACCAUUCCCAAGAGGCCUCUGCCGCUGCGUGUGGUCAGGAUCCCUAUAUGAUCGUGCACGAGUCUUCGCGGUUUGUCGACCAACAGUUUUUGAAAUUGCAAGAGAUUCCAGAACUGGUCCCCGUGGGAGAAAUGCCGCGUCAUAUUCUUAUGUCCUGUGAUCGUUAUCUUACCAACAGAGCCGUGCCUGGGACCAGAGCUACAAUCGUCGGAAUUUAUUCCAUUUACCAGGCAAAAAGUCGGAGCUCGGGCACGGCCGCUAGUGGCGGUCGUGCUGUUGCCAUCAGAAAUCCAUACCUUAAAAUUAUCGGGAUUCAAACCGCUGUAGACACAGCAAAUUCUACCGGCAAUGCAAUGAUCUUUUCGGAGGAAGAGGAGGAGAAAUUUCUGAACUUGAGUAGACGACCAGACCUCUACGAAGUUUUCUCAAAAUCUAUUGCACCCAGUAUCUACGGUAACGAGGAUAUCAAAAAAGCCAUUGUAUGUCUGCUGAUGGGUGGAUCUAAAAAAUUGUUGCCGGAUGGUAUGCGUUUAAGAGGUGACAUCAAUGUGUUAUUGUUGGGUGAUCCAGGUACUGCCAAAUCUCAACUUUUGAAGUUUGUCGAAAAGGUCAGUCCCAUCGCUGUGUACACCUCAGGUAAAGGGUCGUCUGCAGCCGGUUUGACCGCGUCGGUGCAACGUGAUCCAGCCACUAGAGAAUUUUACCUUGAAGGCGGUGCCAUGGUGCUGGCGGACGGUGGUGUGGUGUGUAUUGAUGAAUUUGACAAAAUGCGCGAUGAGGAUAGAGUUGCCAUUCAUGAAGCCAUGGAACAGCAAACGAUUUCGAUAGCAAAAGCAGGCAUCACAACCGUGUUAAAUUCGCGUACCAGUGUCUUAGCCGCUGCAAACCCGAUAUACGGUCGCUACGACGAUCUUAAAUCUCCUGGCGAGAAUAUCGAUUUCCAAUCCACCAUUUUGUCGCGUUUCGAUAUGAUUUUCAUUGUAAAAGACCAUCACAACGAAGAACGAGACAUCUCCAUUGCGCAUCAUGUGAUGAACAUCCAUACGGGCCAAGCUACGCUUGCAGAUGAAGACCAAGAAGGUGCUGGCGCUGAAAUCCCCAUUGAAUUAAUGAAACGGUACAUUACUUACUGUCGCACAAAAUGCGCGCCUCGACUUUCUCCACAAGCUGCAGAAAAACUGUCGUCCCAUUUCGUGUCAAUAAGGAAAAAACUUUUAAUCAACGAGCUUCAAAGCGAGCAAAGGUCCUCGAUUCCGAUCACAGUGCGUCAAUUGGAAGCCAUCAUCAGAAUAUCGGAGUCUCUGGCGAAAUUGGAACUAAGUCCCGUUGCACAUGAGCGACAUGUAGAUGAAGCAAUUCGUCUUUUCCAAGCUUCGACUAUGGACGCUGCAUCUCAGGACCCCAUUGGUGGUAUGGGACAAAACCCUGAUCUGGUACAGGAUGUGAGGCGGAUAGAGCAGGAAUUGAAAAGACGGUUACCAGUAGGAUGGUCCACCAGUUAUCAAACCCUUAAACGCGAAUUUUGCGAUCAGAAAAAUUAUCCGAUGGCCGCAUUAGAUCGAGCGUUAUACAUCCUGGAACGCCAUAGCGUUAUCCAACUCAGACACCAAGGUCAAAACAUCUACAGAAGCGGGCUUUAG
Messenger RNA from Lachancea mirantina, 2328 nucleotides. The record is from the annotation of a GenBank genome assembly. NCBI's taxonomy places the organism in Eukaryota, Fungi, Ascomycota, Saccharomycetes, Saccharomycetales, Saccharomycetaceae.